AUGCCAACAGACACCAGACAGGACUCAGACCCUGUGCUUUCCUAUGGGAUGACACUCUCCUGGGACAUCAAUGAUCCUCAGAUGCCUCAGGAACCAGCCCACUUUGACCACUUCCAGGAGUGGCCGGAUGGCUAUGUGCGUUUCAUCUACAGCAGCCAAGAGAAGAAGGCACAGCGCCACCUGAGCGGCUGGGCUAUGCGCAACACCAACAACCACAAUGGCCACAUCCUCAAGAAGUCUUGCCUGGGUGUCGUGGUGUGCUCCAGCGCAUGCGCCCUGCAGGAUGGCUCACACCUGCAACUGAGGCCAGCCAUUUGUGACAAGGCCAGACUUAAGCAGCAGAACAAAGCUUGCCCCAACUGCCAUUCAGCUCUGGAGUUGAUUCCUUGCCGGGGGCACAGCGGAUAUCCUGUAACCAAUUUCUGGAGGCUUGAUGGCAAUGCAAUAUUUUUUCAGGCCAAGGGCGUUCAUGACCACCCAAGACCGGAGAGUAAAUCAGAGACAGAAGCCAGAAGAAGUGCCCUCAAGAGACAGAUGAGCUCUUUUUACCAACCCCAGAAAAAGAGAACUCAAGACCCUGAGACAAGAGGCAAUCAGGACAGCAAUGGACACUUUAACAGCACACCUCCCCUGGAGUCCACAAAAUUGUCUGAUGUGGCUAAUGAUAUCAGCUGCCUUGUUACAGGGCAGCCAUGCCUUUCCUUCCCAAACUCCAGUGCCUACAGAGCUCCUUGUGACCCCAACUCCUGUCAAGGAGACAUAAUGCCACCCUUUCAGAAAUAUUCAAAUCCAAGGAUCUAUUUGCCUAGGCCACCUUGGAGCUAUGAAUUAGCAGGCCCUGGGGAUACAAGUUCAAGUCCAUACUCCUCCCUGUGUAAAGAUUCCUCCAGUAUCCCUAAUGAUACAGACUGGAUUCAUCUGAACACACUACAAUAUGACAUCAAUCCAUAUAGCAGCUAUGAGAGAAGCUUGGAUUUCACAGGGAAACCUACUCUUGGAAAACCUGGCCUUGGGGAGAGGGCUGAUCAUGGACAGUGCCAGGCUGUGGCCAUGCAUCCUUACUACAACCCAGAGCUACCCUGCAGGUACCUCACAACACCACCAGCAGGUACCCCGGCUCUGCAGACAGUGAUCACCACCACAGUGUCCUACCAAGCCUACCAGUGCCCUGCUCUGAAACACAGCAACAGCAUACAGGAAGUCAGCAGCAUUGCCAAUUGUAACUACGCUUCUGAAAACCUCCCUGUGUCCUUCUAUCCAGAAACCUUGGACCCUCCAGCGGCAGUCACCCAGGCAGCCUCUCCAACAGGGAGAACUCCUCUGAAAGUUCCAGGAGGUUGCUGGACCAUUAGACCCGCUCUAGCUUUUCCUCAAGAGGCAGCUCCCUCGAGGAUGGAUGGAGCAGAUGCAUGGGAUGUGUGUCUGUCUGGGGUGGGCUCUGCAAUCAGUUACUUAGAUAGGGCAGGGCAGUCCAUUAAUUUUGACAAUGAGGACUUUUAG
Molecule: messenger RNA, 1500 nt
Organism: Nannospalax galili (Upper Galilee mountains blind mole rat)
Lineage: Eukaryota; Metazoa; Chordata; Mammalia; Rodentia; Spalacidae
Gene: Gcm2
Product: glial cells missing transcription factor 2
Exons: 5
Coding region: 1-1500 (499 amino acids)
Biological process (GO): gliogenesis; regulation of transcription by RNA polymerase II
Cellular component (GO): nucleus
Molecular function (GO): RNA polymerase II cis-regulatory region sequence-specific DNA binding; DNA-binding transcription activator activity, RNA polymerase II-specific
Source: RefSeq, a predicted model, not a curated record